CACGAAAAGUACGUAUCAUAGUAAUUGUAUUACUUUCAUUUAUUUUUUUAUUUGAUAUUUUAAGAAACGUUUAAUGCCGAACGUGUAUAAUGAGUUCAAACACGUUUAAUCGCUAAGUAAGAACGUAAUACUUACCGGUCAGUCGUAAAUGUGUUUUGUAUACGUAACCAUAUACAGAUGAUAUGAUUCAUUUAUUGUUAUUUUUUAUCGUACAUUUUUCGUUCGUAGUUUAUUAAACACCAAGUGAAUUCGAAUAUAUAUAUAUAUAAAAUUGAAUAUAUUUACGUGAUGUCCCAAAAAAAAGUUACUUACGAGACCAUACACUCGGGACAAUUUAUGCUUUCAAACUUUGAGGCUGAGGCUCAAGAUGAUGAAUUCCAGGUAGCCGUUCCUGUGUCAGAAGAAAUAUUAAUGAGGGCUGACAUCAAUAACUCUAGAACUUCGUUAAAAAACCUUUUUCAAUGCAUGGCUGUUGCUUACAGACACAAACUAACUUCUCCUAAAUGGAAUCGUUUCAAGGGAGUUCGUUUAAGGUGGAAAGACAAAAUCCGUUUAAACAACUUAAUAUGGAGGUGUUGGCAUAUGCAAUUUAUUAAGAAAAGUAAUUACAUGAUCUGUCAAUUUGCAUCACCUGUAGAAAUUGUAGACAGUCACAAACAACCAGAGGCAGUUAUUUUAGAAGGAAAAUACUGGAAACGAAAAUUUAAUGCUGUUACUGCGGAGUAUAAAAAAUGGAGAUUGUUUUAUCGAAGUUUACUACAAAAUGGCUUCAAAGAAAGACAAAAAUUAUUGAAUGAAUUUUUAGAAUGGCAACAAAACAACAAUAGUGAUAUACGAAUUGAUGAUGAUUAUAUGAAUUUUAUAAGCGAUACUCUCUUUUCUACAGUAACAGCAAAUCGUCGAAUAUUUGAAUUUCCGAAUGCCAGGGAAAAUAGGUCAAAAAAUAUUCCAGACUUAAUUCAACCAAAUUUAGGACAAUUGCAGCCAAAUUUAGAUGAAUUCAUGGAUACCAUAGAACCUUUACAAGAUUUAUUUAGUCCUCCUAAGUUACCACCUGUACCAGAAGAAUGUCAGAUGCAGUCAGAAUCUACCAACAACUUGUACAAUCAAUCAUAUGGAAAUGUAAGCACCUGUUAUCAAACAAAUCAACAUUCAUUAUCUCUACAUUCAGAAUUGCACCAACUUAAAAUGACAAAUAUGCGACAAGAAGCCACGGAUUCAUCAUGUCCACUGCAUGUUAAUAAUUAUUCAACAGAAGAUAAUUAUCAAUCUAAUUUUUCAACAAUGUUUCAUCAAUCUUCAAAUGGAGGAGAUUAUCAAUCCAGUAAUCACUCAUAUAACAGUAUUCCUCCAGGAAAUUCACAAACCCACCAUAAUGAAUUGCAGUUACCACCUCCACCACCUGCGUAUCCAUUUGAAUUUAAUACAUCCAAUGUAGGACAUGAAUCAGUUAUAAGCUCUAAUAAUUACAAUCAACAUCCAGAUAUGUCUGCGGUUAAUAAUUCUGUUAUGACUUAUGGAAAUGGAUCAUCAACCAAUGAUUUUAAAAAUAGAAAUCCACAAGUACAAACAUAUAGCAAGUUCCCUCAAGUUGUAAGAAAUUCACAAGAUCACUUUGUAACACCAAAAAUAAGACAAAAAUCACGUAAUAGACAAACCCAGCUCAAGCAAAAAGUUAUGCCAUCAAACAUAAAUUCUUCAAGUGAUAACAACCAAAGUGUUUUGCUUGCUCAGCUUCUCUCUUCAAAUAAUAUGUUUUCUACUCCAAGUUCAACAGGCGUUUCUAAUAAUAUGACCAAAUUUCGAAAUACAAAUGGAUCUUAUCAGUCAUCAUAUCAACAAGUACCACAAGGUCCACAAAUAUCACAAAUACCAUAUCAAUUAAUUCAAAGAAGAGCUCGAACACCAGAUCAUGUUUUGACUUCAUAUACAGAUCAUCUUGUUUAUAGAAAACCCAGUCCAGUUUUUAUGAACCAAAGUGAUUGUAAUGUAUAUAAUUUGACACCAAAUACUCGUGGUCUUCUGGAUGCAGUUGGAACACCUGGUGGUAUUCAUCAACUCCCACAAAUUCAACCACGAUUUGAUAUUCCACAUGGAAAUACUCAAGGCUACUCAACAUAUAGACUCCCUCAGACUCAAGAAUAUAUUAAUCAUCAUCCUGUCAUGGAUAAACCAUCACCUCCGAGUAAUCAACCCUCACCUACUAAUAACUACAGUCAACCCUUAAUUACUCCAAUCCCUCAAUCUCUAAGUAUAUCAACAUCACCCAUGACAUGUAGUACAGAUCUCUGUCAAAAGACUCAUUCUCCAAAUCAAACUAAUGAGUCUAUAAAUUUAUCACAAAGGAAUGGUUCAAUGUCAAUGCCAGCUCAUGUUAUGAUUCCUGGUCCAUCACGAACUCCUUAUAAGUGUGAACUGCUCAUGAGCUUAAGGCCUAGGUUGAAAUAUGUGCAGGAGCAUAGGAGAGUUUGUCAUAUAAAUGCAGAACAAAAACGGAGAUGUAAUAUUAAAAAUGGAUUUGAUAUGUUGAAUAUGUUAAUACCACAAAUCAAUCAAAAUCCAAGUACUAAAAUGAGUAAAGCAGCCAUGUUGCAAAAGGGAGCAGAUUACAUACUUCAAUUGAGGUCAGAACGAGCGCGUCUUUAUGAUGAGAGACAAAAUUUACAACAACAAGUAGAAUCUCUUAAUCUUGCAAUUAGUAAUUGUCAAGCUAUGUUGCCCGCUACAGGAGCUCCAUUUUCUAGACAGCGUACAACAAAAAUGAAAGAGAUGUUUGAUGAAUAUGUAAAAAAACGAACUCAAGAAAAUUGGAAAUUUUAUAUUUUGAGCUUAAUAGCUGAGCCACUCUUAAAUUCAUUUAAUUCUAGUGUAUCUACAUCUAGUUAUGAUGAAAUGUAUCGUACUACUCUUCAGUGGGUUGAACAACACUGUACAUUGGGUGAUCUCAGGCCAAUUGCAUUAAAUGCAUUACGAAAUCUAUGUACAUCUACAGAAAUAUUGUCUGAUCCUAUCAGUCUGCCUGAAGAAAUAAGUAAUUUAAUUCUAAAAAAUCAAACAAAUAAUCAAACACAAGGAAACCGGAACUAAGAAUAUUCAAUCAUAAAAAUGUUUUAAGUAAUUUUGUUUAUAU
Molecule: messenger RNA, 3130 nt
Organism: Sipha flava (yellow sugarcane aphid)
Lineage: Eukaryota; Metazoa; Arthropoda; Insecta; Hemiptera; Aphididae
Gene: Mondo
Product: MLX-interacting protein
Exons: 14
Coding region: 289-3087 (932 amino acids)
Biological process (GO): regulation of transcription by RNA polymerase II
Cellular component (GO): nucleus
Molecular function (GO): RNA polymerase II cis-regulatory region sequence-specific DNA binding; DNA-binding transcription factor activity, RNA polymerase II-specific; protein dimerization activity
Source: RefSeq, a predicted model, not a curated record